GGGACUCUUAUUUUGACAGCGCGCUUGUGGUCAGAGGGUCUGGUGUUUGUGUUGUUUUCUGCAGCGAUGCGCUUCAUCCGAGUCUGUUUAUGUUUUUUUAACCCAUCGAUCACAAUAUUAUCGUGAUUUAUCCAUCAAUAUCUGUUUUUGCUCAUCGAUGGUCGUAAAAUGGCGAGCUCUUUCUCCAGACCUUCAACUCAAGGAGGCACAGAGACGGAGCGUCUGCUGGCCCCCGUGAUGGGAUAUGGCUCCGGCGAUCUGAACGGCGGGUGUCACAUUAACCCUCCUGUCCUGGACAUGAGCACACCGGGGUCUCGACUGCGGGCCGAGGAAGAGGAGGAGGCCCUGAGGAGGAAGCUGAAGUACUUCUUCAUGAGCCCGUGUGAUAAAUACCACGCCAAAGGCCGCAAACCCUUCAAACUGGUCCUUCAGCUGCUCAAGAUCAUCAUAGUCACUGUACAGCUGGUGCUGUUCGGUCUCAGUAAUCAGAUGGUGGUGGCGUUUAAGGAGGAGAACACAGACUCCUUCAGGCAUCUGUUCCUCAGAGACUAUGUGGAUGAUUCAGAGGAGCCGCUGUGUAUCCACACGCAGAGAGACGUCUACGAUCACAUUGAGUAUGCCAUAGAGCAGUAUCUGGUUCUGCCGCAGACGUCGGUCGGCAGGUACGCGUAUGUUCGUGGUUCGGCUCUGAACGACAGCGCCCUCUAUCUGUGCCAGCGCUACUACAGGAAGGGCACCAUCGACCCGGUUAACGACACGUUUGACAUCGACCCUCAUGUCGUCACUGACUGUAUCGGAGUGAAUCCACCACCAGACCCCUCGAAUCCACCGCAAAACCACUACAAGAACAUCACCCUCAAUUUCCAAAAGUUGAUUAAUGUGACGAUCCAGUUUCAGCUGAAGGCGAUAAACAUCCAGACGAUUAUAAAUAACGAGAUUCCCGACUGCUACACCUUCUCCAUCACCAUCCUGUUUGAUAAUAAGGCUCACAGUGGUAAAGUGAAGCUGAGUUUGCUCAACGAGGCGUCCAUGAAAGAGUGCAGAGACACCAAUGUGUCGGGCCACGCGGACAGUUACGCGCGCGUGGCGUUCGAUGUGUUGGUGGCGGUGGUCUGCGGUCUGUCUCUGGUGUUGUGCGGACGCUCCAUCCUCAGAGGAAUCAUCCUGCAGCAAGAGUUUGUGUGUUAUUUCCGUCAGUCUCUGGGCCGCUCGGUGAGUUGGGGCGACCGUCUGGAGUUCGUCAACGGCUGGUAUCUGCUGCUCAUCAUCAGCGACAUCCUCACCAUCAUCGCUUCCUUCAUCAAGAUCGCCAUCGAGACCAAGAACCUGUCGUCAUAUGACGUCUGCAGUAUUUUGAUGGGAACCUCCACCCUGCUGGUGUGGGUCGGCGUGAUACGAUACUUCAGCUUCUUUCAGAAAUACAAUAUUCUGAUCGUGACUCUACGAGCUGCGUUUCCAAAUGUGAUCCGGUUCUGCUGCUGCGUUGCUGCCAUUUACAUGGGCUACUGCUUCUGUGGCUGGAUCGUCCUGGGACCCUACCACGCUAAGUUCCGCUCUCUCUCUACGGUGUCCGAGUGUCUGUUUUCUCUCAUUAAUGGAGACGACAUGUUUGCCACGUUCUCGGAGCUGGAGCAGAGCGGGACGCUUGUGUGGGUGUUCAGUCAGCUCUAUCUCUACACCUUCAUCUCGCUCUUCAUCUACAUGGUGCUGUCGCUCUUCAUCGCGCUCAUCACCGGAGCCUACGACACCAUCACCCAACAAACCCAGGACGUGCCGCAGAUGUCCGAACUGCACCGGUUCAUCGCCGAAUGCACCGACACGCCGACCUCCGGAAACUUCCGCAGCCCAGAGUCGUCCACAUGCUCGCUCUUCUGCUGCUUCAACUAGAGAGACUGUGUUUGUGAAGGGGAUUCUGGGUAACACUUCCUUACUCUCACGCACGGGAAAGGAGGGAACAAGCUCUUCUUUGUUUGUUUGUUUACAGGUUAUAGCUGCACUAAUAGAGCAGAUCUCAGCAUGCAGCUUUUAAAUGCGUUAUAAUUAAUGAGCUGAAUGUGUUUCGCGUAUUUAUGAACAUCUCAGCUUUGUGAUCAGGACUUGACCAGCUAAAGGGAACUGCGCCCUCUAGAGGCGUGGAGGAUUUACUGCACACAAAAUAACACACAAACACAAACCCAAACAGAUAAAUAACGAUCAUCAGAUGAAUCUCAAGACCAAAUGUCCAGGUCACAUUUCACCCUAAAAUGGAAAGCAAACAACAAUAAAUUAUAUUUUGCUUAAAGAAAACAAAGCCUUUUUAAGACCAUUAUGAUGUUUUGCAUUUUAUUUUAGGUUGAAAUAUGACCUGCGUAUUUUAGUUGGAGUUACAGCAUACAAACACAAAUAAACACACACUUUUCCAACAUCAUAUUGCAGGUGCUUUGGUGAAUCUUACAACAAAAUGUCCAGGUCACAUUUCAACCUAAAAUUGAAAGCAAAAAAUAAGAAAUUAAUUCAUUUUGCUUAAAGAAAAUUAAUCCUGUUUUAGGACAUUUGUGGUGUUUUGCUUUGUGAGAUUAUUUUCACAACAAUUAAAUUAAUUAACUACUUAUUUUUUUGGAAAGGUGACCUGCACAUUUUCUUGACAGUUUUUGUGAGAUUCGCCUGAUUAUUUUUAUUCCGUUCGCAGCUGUGUAUUUUAUGAUUUUUUAAAUACAGUUUUCUGUGUAUAUAUUACAUAUUCCUUACGUUUCAUAUGCACGUUAGAAUAUUAGUGCUUUGUCAGCAGAGGAUCGUCAUAUGGCUGAUAAUGCCACUCUUUCUUCUCUAGUCAGUGCUUUGUUUGAGAUGUUUCUCCACACGAGCGAGUGUGUGUGUGUGUGUGUGUGUGUAUGUGUGUUUAACAGGAAGCAUAGCUUGCAGGUUUAUUUUGUCAUUAAUAUUAAUGCGAACGGUGUAUCAUACCUGUCCCUGGUGCAUUUGCUCCUUUCAAACACACACACAUACACGCACUCACACACACUCUCUCUCUCACACACACACUCACACGUACACUGAUGUUUGAGAAGCCUCGGGCAUCUUGAGAGCUUUUCUCUGCAUUGACACACGGGUCAGUCCAUCAGGGAGUUACUCGACUGACACAGAGAUGCUUUGAUUGUUUUCUGUGUUUUUGGUCGAUGGAAAGCUAAUAUCUGUCUAUUAAUGCUUAGCUCAAUUAAUUACUAGAAACCAUAAACAUGAGGGACCGAACACCAGCUGAAUGCAGGACUGAACUGGAACGUUUCCAAUGCAUCAUUCUGAUUACUGUGUGUUAUUUAUGAGCUCUUGGUGGUGUAUUAUAUUUAUGAUGUUAGUCAUGGACUUUCAGCUUGUGGCAGUUUAAUAUCAGAUCCGUUCAUGCGUGAUUUCAUCUAGUGCUCUGAAACUGAGAGAAUCUGAUUAUAUUUGUUGUUUUUGUGGUGAGGAGGAAAACAGCUUUGCUUUUAUAUGUAAUUGUUUCUUACCCAGAAUGCCUCUUUGGUGUAGUUUCAUGACAUACAUUGAGUUUACUGCUGUUAUUUGGGGGAUGUUUUAAUGAGAUGUGCGAUUUAAAGUACUUGAAAUUUUUUAAUUUAAUUUUUUAAUUGUAACUGUAAGCUGAGAUGCAUUUGGUUUGUAUGUUUGUCAUUAGUGGCAUUCAAUUUUGUAACAAAGGGAAUUUUUUUUUUUUUUUUUUUUACAAUGCACAGUUUUGCACUUUUUUUAAGUUGCACUUUUUUAAGAUAUUAUUCUGAAUGUGUAUUUGUGGUUUUGUGUACGAGUUAGUCUCCGUUAAAAUGGUUCAUAUGAAUGCUCUUUAUUAUGAUCAUAAAUACAGACACAUUUGAACACAAAUCUCAGCUCUUAAAGUCACAAAUAAAAUACAUCUGUGAAUGUCAACAUCAAACAUUCUGCCUUUUUGUUUUGUGGACUGAAUCACUGAAGCUUGUUCUGCCCAUGUGUCAACCAGAGUCCUUUAUUCUUCAUUUUUUUAAUUUCCUGAAAUAUAACAAUAUAAUAAUAAUAUACAAUAUUAACCUAAACAAAAAUAGCAAUACAAUAAUGGUGAUAAUCUUAAAAGCGCAGACUAUUCUUAAGAAUUUCUCCUUUUGUGCUGCUUGGAAGAAUGAAGGCCAGACAGGUUUGGAACGACAAGAUAGUAAGCAAAUAAUUAAAUUUUUGUUUUCACAAUUUUGAGUGGACUUUAACACAUUAUGUGCAGCCCUUCCAAAAGAACAGUGUAAUGCAUGUUUUAGAGCUUGGCUUAAAGAAAUAAAUAUAGAAUUUCCCAUGCCAUUUAAAGACUUUGAAAUCAGGCUUCGGAAAUCCUGUUUUUUCAAAGACAAAAAGCAGUUGUUGACAUGUGUAAACUAAAAUGAGAAAAACCUUGAUUUUCAGCUGGUUUAGCUUAUUUUAAAACUUAUUCUGACUUCUUUUAAAUAAAUGCAAUUUCAAGAGAUAUAACAUCUCUUUUACAUCUCACAACAUCUCACAUGCGCAGUUCUGACUUUUUCUCAGAAUCCAUAUCUCGCAAAUUUUACUUCAGAAUUCUGAAUUUUCAUCUCAUAAUUCUAAAAUUAGUUUGGUCCCACUUUAUAUUAGGUGGCCUUAACUAAUAUGUACUUACAUUUAAAUUAAUAAUUUGGUACAAUGCACUUAUUGUGUACAUACAUGUUUUUGCAUUGUACUUAUAUUUUUAAAAAUACCUAUAUGUAAUUACAUCUGUAAUUAAUUUCUGUAAUUACAUUUAUAAUUACACUGUUGACCCAUCCCUUACACCUUAACCCACCCUUAAACCUACCCAUACCACCCUAACCUGUCCCUAACCUUACCCGUAUUCCACCUCAAUAGCAACAAAAGUGUUUUUCAAUACAAUAUGAACACAAUAAGUACAUUGUACUUAUUUU
Molecule: messenger RNA, 4904 nt
Organism: Onychostoma macrolepis
Lineage: Eukaryota; Metazoa; Chordata; Actinopteri; Cypriniformes; Cyprinidae
Gene: mcoln1b
Product: mucolipin TRP cation channel 1b
Exons: 13
Coding region: 169-1887 (572 amino acids)
Cellular component (GO): plasma membrane; lysosomal membrane
Molecular function (GO): NAADP-sensitive calcium-release channel activity
Source: RefSeq, a predicted model, not a curated record